AUGGGGAAACGCAAGCUGGCUGGUUCCGUGCGCAGGUACGUUGCUACCGAACUCUCCCGAGUAACCAAAGGAAUUGCAAGGGCUUUUCACAGCAAUGAGGAACGCCAGCGCCCGGCGGCUGAGGAAUCAAAUCAAAUACCCUCUUCCCAUGUUAAUGGUUCGCUUCCCGUUUCCUCGGUUGAGGCGUUGCCAGUGACCAAGGUCCCUGCGCUGAACACUAUUGACCGAUAUGCCGCGAAUGAGCCAAUCGUGGACGCGGGAAAUCCUGUCGGCAGGAGCCCUCGCGUCAAGCUUUCAUGCAGCUCUGACGUGCGAAACGUGAUCGACGGCCUACUCGGCGGCUAUGCACGUUUCAUAUCUUCUUUUACUGGGCUCGAAGAUGUCGCCUUCUUAACUAAUCGGACAUUUCCUUUUGGGGACUCGAAGACAUCUCGAUCCAUUGUUGUCGCGUCUGUAUCGCAUACUGAAAGCCAGACCAACAUCAAUACUACUGAAGUUGAUGCAGACUACCACCACAGCCACGAUGAAGUGCAGUUCUACGCUGAACUGGGACGUUUUGUCAAAUCUUCAAAUGGGGAACACAAAGUCGUACAAGGACAUGAUAAUGUAACUGCCCCAAAAUCUUUCUACUGGAGCAUACUGACAUACCUCUAG
Messenger RNA from Aspergillus calidoustus, 654 nucleotides. NCBI's taxonomy places the organism in Eukaryota, Fungi, Ascomycota, Eurotiomycetes, Eurotiales, Aspergillaceae. The record is from the annotation of a GenBank genome assembly.